GGAAAUCGCCGAGACGCAGCUUCAGUUCUGACUUCUAACCUCCACACAUCAAGUGCUCCAAGGGACUCUCUAGAUUCGCUUGUCUUCUAAUCAGAUGGCAGACAGUGCGAGAGAAGCGGUUGAGGAUGCCGUUAUUCAGGCCAAAGAAGCUGUUCCAGAUGUCAAAUCGAGCUUGUCGGGCAUCAAGUCCUUUGUGUCUGGUGGAUUUGGUGGUAUCUGCUGUGUAUUGGUGGGACAUCCGUUUGAUUUGAUUAAAGUCAGGAUGCAAACGGCAGAGAAGGGAGUGUACUCGGGAACGAUGGAUGUUGUGCGAAAGACGCUUGCUAAAGCUGGACCAACGGGUCUCUACGCAGGUGUCAGUGCGCCAUUGAUUGGUGUGACACCCAUGUUUGCCAUUUCUUUCCUUGGUUACGAUAUGGGCAAGGGACUCGUCUCUCGCUUCUCUACAGUGGAUGCCAAGACUGGUUUGUCCACAACACAGAUUGCACUUGCUGGUCUCUUUUCUGCCAUCCCCUGUACCCUUGUCACUGCUCCGUUUGAGCGUGUCAAGGUGCUAUUGCAAGUGCAAGGCGACAGUAAGAAGUACAAUGGUUCUUUGGAUGUCAUGAAGCAGCUCUACAAAACGGGUGGCAUCAAAUCUGUGUACCGUGGUUCUCUGGCUACGUUUGCACGCGAUGGUCCUGGUUCUGCUGCGUACUUUGCAUCGUAUGAGGUGAUUAAGCGGAAACUCACACCGAGGAAGGAAGAUGGUUCACCUGGUGAGCUGAGUGUGCCAGCGGUAGUGGUGGCUGGUGGUAUGGCCGGUGUUGCUAUGUGGACGCUUGUCUUCCCCGUCGACACCAUUAAAUCGACCUUGCAAGCAACGGAAGGCUCGACCGUUGGCCAGGUGAUUCGGACGAUCCACUCGCGCGGUGGCAUCAAGGCCUUCUUCCCUGGUAUUGGACCUGCGUUGCUGCGAUCCUUCCCUGCGAAUGCGGCGACAUUCUUGGGGGUGGAAGUGGCAAACCAGUUCAUGACGAAGACACUGGGCAUCUAGGUGUUUGUUGAGCAUAGCAUUAUAGACAUGGUAGCUGUGACUGCUAUAUUUUUAUCUGCGCCACCUGUCUCGGCUGCUGGGUGUGGCGCAUGUUGAUCGAAAGAAGAAAAAGCGGAAGAGGAGAAGAGAAGCAGAGCGAGUCAGUGCCAGAGAGAGAGUUCAGCCAGAGAGG
Molecule: messenger RNA, 1208 nt
Organism: Protomyces lactucae-debilis
Lineage: Eukaryota; Fungi; Ascomycota; Taphrinomycetes; Taphrinales; Protomycetaceae
Product: mitochondrial carnitine/acylcarnitine carrier protein
Exons: 3
Coding region: 95-1036 (313 amino acids)
Biological process (GO): mitochondrial transport; carnitine transmembrane transport
Cellular component (GO): mitochondrial envelope
Molecular function (GO): O-acyl-L-carnitine transmembrane transporter activity
Source: RefSeq, a predicted model, not a curated record